UGGCGCUGGACGCUGGUACGUUCACGGGAUCCAGCCCCGUACUAUUAUAAAACGGGUAUAACAUAAAUUGCAAAACCUGCUUUGUAUCUUUCCCUGUCGUCUGUACCCUCAGGCAGCAUGGCUUUGAUUUCGCGCAAUCCUGCCAUCAGGCGUCUUGUCCAUGUCGUCACAGAUGUGAUUGAGCCAUCAAACUACAAGAUGCUCCACGCCAUACUUUCAGCUUCGCCUGGAUUGCCGGACUCGGCCAUGUCAACCAAGCAGCUAGAGAUCAGGGUCGAGAUGCUACCGACGGAAUGGGCUGGGGAGGCUGACCGUGGUGGGUGAUGGUAACGGGGGUGGUGGAACGUAGGGGCGCCUUUUUGCUUGUGCUCUCUGCUAUGCUAUUUAUCCCGGGCUGUUGCUGCUGCGCGUGGGCUUUCGGAUUUUCUUUUUUGGGGGUUUUCUCUCUUUCGAUUGGGAGGCCACGCGCAAUGCCUUGUAAGCUUGCUGCCAGCACCAAAUGAGACUGGUGGCAUUCAUAGAUGGACGUGACUGAUACAUUACCGCGACACACUCUGCGU
Messenger RNA from Pyricularia oryzae 70-15, 560 nucleotides. RefSeq lists its product as uncharacterized. The record is from RefSeq and is a predicted model, not a curated record. The coding region runs from base 118 to 324 and encodes 68 amino acids. The transcript has a single exon. NCBI's taxonomy places the organism in Eukaryota, Fungi, Ascomycota, Sordariomycetes, Magnaporthales, Pyriculariaceae.